Xylona heveae TC161 is the source of this 1245-nucleotide messenger RNA. RefSeq lists its product as hypothetical. Bases 1 to 1245 code for a protein of 414 amino acids. The transcript has a single exon. NCBI's taxonomy places the organism in Eukaryota, Fungi, Ascomycota, Xylonomycetes, Xylonales, Xylonaceae. The record is from RefSeq and is a predicted model, not a curated record.
AUGGUCGAUUUUCGAGGCCCAGCGGCCUCCAUGCCGCACCGCAAACCUGUUCCAGUCCAUCGUCACAGUGCUUCAAAGUUGGCACCGCUGACACAGAUUGUGCCUGACUCUCAACAAACUGCCGCGGGUCGGCAGUCCAUGUCGAGUGCAUCUGGUCGCUCACGCGGUUCGCCGGCUUACUACGCAUCUCAAUCACCAUAUCCGCCACCGCUACAACCGUCGCCGCUCCAACCAGCGACCGCUUCCCAGCAAGGUGCGACGAUGACCUCAACCUACCAAAAUCCUUACGCACCCACGCGACGAACUCUUUCCAACGCGACCGCUUCGACUUCCACAACAGGCAGUUCAGGCGGAGGCCUCAUUCCUGCACGGACCAACUCCUCAGCAUCCGCCUCCCUUCGACGCUCAACCUCGUCUCGUUCCGGCGGCGGUAGCUCCCCCACGGGAUAUGUGGCGCUGAUGCGCAAGCAAAAGGCCACGGUAUGGUGCGACCGCACCCAGCACGAGGAUCCGCGGUUGCUCGCGCAGCAAAAGGCAGCCAAGGUGCGGGCAACCCUUGAAGUGGUGGGAGGCCGUAACGUACCAGGAACCCGUACAUCCACGACGUCGAGCAUGCUGGGCGCUGGUGUUCGCUCGCGAAUCCGGCAUCAUGGCGCGCAGAAGACGGUGGGCUACAGCACAGCAAACCUGGCUGGCGACGGUGUGCCUCUGCGCCUUAGUGCAAGCGAAGUGGGUGAUGAGGAUGCGGACGACAAUAAUCAACCGUCACCUGGCGGUCAACGCCAUCAUCAUCAUCAUCAUCACCAACACCACCACCACCGCUCUAGCAGCGGCCGCAGCUCCUUGGGCUCAAACAGGAGAUAUAGCAGCCUGGGCCUGCAAGCGCCGGCCGUGUCGCCUGGUCGGUUCAGUCAAGGCAGUAGUGGCUCACUACCCGGAACUCGUCUGAGCACCGGUGGGCCUACUCCUACCAGCACUGGACCCGUGGCCGAGUUGGCUGAGACGCCGGCAUCGAAUGGCACCCGCGAGGACUACUUCAAUCGCCCUCGAAGCUCGUUCGCCGGUGGCAGUACAGGCGCGAGCAGCGGUAGCUCGAGUGACUAUACCCCGAACCCACCUGCGCAGAGGAGCGACGGAGCAACAGCGACGUCUGAGGAGCUCAGACGGAGAGGCAGCGUCGAUGAUCGGACCAUGACCCUCAGCGGAGUCCGUCUCUUUGUCGCAAACCCGGAUCUGAGUGAUUGA